GCGCCAGAGCUGGGAAGCGCGUCGGGGGCGCUGGCCGGGAUGCUGACGCUGGCCCGGCUGCUGGGAGUGGCUGCGCUCGCUGUUCUGGAAGGAGGAGAUGGAGCUCACCCUGGUGGGGCUGCAGAACUCGGGCAAGACCACCCUGCUCACCGUGCUGCGUCAGGGCAGUUCACAGAAGAUAUGAUUCCUACAGUAGGCUUCAAUAUGAGAAAAAUAACAAAAGGAAAUGUUACCAUAAAGGUAUGGGACAUUGGGGGACAGCCAAGGUUUCGAAGCAUGUGGGAGCGCUAUUGCAGAGGAGUCAAUGCAGUUGUUUACAUGGUGGAUGCAGCAGAUUUAGAAAAAGUAGAAGCUUCCAAAAAUGAACUACACAGCUUAAUAGACAAGCCACAGUUGCAUGGAAUUCCAGUGUUAGUUCUUGGAAAUAAAAGAGACCUUCCUGGUGCACUGGAUGAAAAACAGCUUAUUGAGAAAUUAAACCUUUCAGCUAUUCAAGACCGAGAAAUCUGCUGCUAUUCUAUUUCCUGUAAAGAAAAGGAUAACAUAGACAUAACAUUACAGUGGCUUAUUCAGCACUCCAAAUAAAGGCAUUGUUGAAGAAAACUUUUGCUGAAGAUAAAUUUUCCUUCCAAAUCACACGGGCCCCCAUCUACUAUAGACUACUGAAAAGAUAAAGAAUGAAACU
Molecule: messenger RNA, 685 nt
Organism: Chelonoidis abingdonii (Abingdon island giant tortoise)
Lineage: Eukaryota; Metazoa; Chordata; Testudines; Testudinidae
Product: ADP-ribosylation factor-like protein 8A
Biological process (GO): anterograde axonal transport; protein transport
Cellular component (GO): lysosomal membrane
Molecular function (GO): GTPase activity; GTP binding
Source: RefSeq, a predicted model, not a curated record